Molecule: messenger RNA, 2916 nt
Organism: Sclerotinia borealis F-4128
Lineage: Eukaryota; Fungi; Ascomycota; Leotiomycetes; Helotiales; Sclerotiniaceae
Source: the annotation of a GenBank genome assembly
AUGCGGUCAUCCUUAAACCUGUCCUCAAAAUGGACAGGAUAUUUAGUUCUGUUGUCAACAUUUGGCAGCUUAAUUACACCAGCUGUAACUGUUAAACAUGAGAAUUUCAAAACAUGCGAUCAAUCCGGAUUCUGUAAACGAAAUCGAGCAUACGCGGAUCAUGCAACAGCAGUAGGAGACAACUGGAGCUUGCAAGCUCCUUAUCGAUUGAGUUCAGAAGCAUUGACCUGGAAGGAUGGCCAACUACAAGGAACGAUCCUCAAGAAAUUAGAUGGUGGAGAGUCGGUCAGGUUACCGAUUACUAUUUCUUUCCUCGAGUCUGGAUCUGCGAGGGUUACGAUUGAUGAGGAGAAACGUCAAACGGGUGACAUCGAAUUGAGACAUGAUAGUAAAGCUAGAAAGGAACGUUAUAAUGAGGCUGCAAAUUGGGCUAUCGUUGGAGGCUUAGCCCUGAGUAAGGAUGCAGAACAUAAGAUAUAUCCUGGAGUCUCGCAUAUCACAUAUGGUCCGGAGGGCAAGUUCAAGGCGGAAGUCACACAUGCUCCAUUUGCAAUCGAUUUCAAGAGAGACGAUGAGACACAGAUCAAGUUCAACGAUCGGGGAUUGAUGAAUGUAGAACACUGGAGACCAAAGAUUGAAAAGCCAGAAAAGCCAGAAAAGAAAGAAGGAGAAGAAGAAGAAGAAGAAUCAACCGAGGUCCAAACUGGUGAUGAUGAGGGGACUUGGUGGGAUGAAUCUUUUGGUGGUAAUACCGAUUCAAAGCCUCGAGGCCCUGAAAGUGUUGCUCUCGACAUUACCUUCCCCGGAUAUGAACAUGUCUUUGGUAUCCCAGAGCAUUCUGGACCAUUGUCAUUGAAGCAGACCCGAGGUGGAGAGGGUAAUCACAAUGAUCCUUAUCGUCUAUACAACGCCGAUGUUUUUGAGUAUAUCAUGGAUAGUGAGAUGACUUUGUAUGGAGCUAUUCCUUUCAUGCAAGCACAUCGGGCAGCAUCAACUGUUGGUAUCUUUUGGUUGAACGCAGCCGAAACCUGGAUUGAUAUCAUCAAGGAAAAGGCAUCUAUCAAUCCAUUAAGUGGAAAAACUGAUACUAAGACCCAUUGGUUCUCGGAGAGUGGAUUACUCGAUGUCUUUGUCUUCCUUGGACCAACACCAAAAGAUGUUACUAAAGCAUAUGGAGAACUUACAGGUUACACACAGCUUCCUCAAGAAUUCUCAAUUGCCUACCACCAAUGCCGAUGGAACUAUGUUACAGAUGAGGAUGUUAAAGACGUGGAUCGAAAGAUGGACAAAUUCCAAAUCCCAUAUGAUGUUAUCUGGCUCGACAUUGAGUAUACUGAUGGGAAGAAAUAUUUCACGUGGGAUCCUCAUACUUUUGGAAAUCAUGUUGAAAUGCUGUCCCACUUAGAUAAAUCUGACCGAAAGCUUGUUGCAAUUAUUGACCCUCACAUCAAGAACGAGGACAAUUAUCACGUUGUUGAUGAAUUAAAGGGUCAAGAUUUGGCGGUUCAUAACAAGGAGGGCAGUAUUUAUGAAGGUUGGUGUUGGCCAGGUUCUUCCCAUUGGAUUGAUACAUUUAAUCCUGCUGCAAACAAGUGGUGGAAAACACUUUUCACCAAGGAUGCUUGGAAGACAUCUAACCUAUUCAUUUGGAAUGAUAUGAACGAGCCAUCCGUCUUUAACGGACCCGAAACAACUAUGCCAAAAGAUAACUUGCAUCACGGAAACUGGGAGCAUCGUGAUGUCCAUAACAUCAAUGGUAUGACCUUCCACAAUGCAACCUACGAAGCAAUGGUCGAGCGAAAGAAGGGAGAACUACGUCGUCCAUUCGUCCUCACUCGUUCUUUCUAUGCCGGAAGUCAACGUCUUGGCGCCAUGUGGACUGGUGAUAACCAGGCCAAUUGGGAUCAUCUCGCAGCUGCAUUUCCUAUGAUUCUUAACAAUGGUAUCGCAGGUUUCCCAUUCGCUGGUGCAGAUGUUGGUGGGUUCUUCGGUAACCCUGAAAAAGAUCUUCUCACACGUUGGUACCAAGCCGGUGCUUUCUACCCCUUCUUUCGUGGACACGCACACAUCGAUACCAGAAGACGUGAACCAUAUCUUGCAGGUGAGCCGUACACAGGUAUCAUUACCCAAGCUCUCCGCCUCCGUUACGCCCUUCUUCCAGCCUGGUACACCGCUUUCCACGAAGCCAGUACCGACGGAACUCCUAUUAUUAGACCCCAUUACUUUGAAUAUCCCGAAGAUGAAUCCGGAUUCGCCAUCGACGAUCAAUUUUUCGUUGGUAGCACAGGUCUUCUCGCUAAACCUGUCGUGGCAGAAGGUGCCGAGAGCGUCGAGAUCUAUCUCCCAGAUAAUGAAGUCUACUAUGACUACUUCGACUAUUCUAUCCAUACCGGCUCUGGAAAAACAACCAUCGCCGCCCCUCUUGAGAAAAUUCCACUUCUCAUGCAAGGCGGCCACAUUAUUCCUCGCAAAGAUCGUCCUCGCAGAAGUUCUGGACUCAUGAAAUGGGAUCCUUACACCCUCGUCCUCGCACUUGACAAGAAUGGAAAAGCUCAAGGUGAACUUUAUGUCGACGAUGGUGAGACAUUUGAUUAUAAAUCUGGUGCCUACAUCCAACGUUCAUUCUCCUUCGAAAAUGGAAAGCUAUCCAGUAAGAAUAUUGGAACGAACGGAAAGUUGACCAGUAAAUACUUGAAGAGUAUGAAGAAUGUCGUCGUGGAGAAGAUCAUUGUUGUUGGUGCUCCUAAAGCGUGGAAGGAUUUGAACAGUGUGAAGGUUGGGGAUAGCACAGCCGAGAUCACAUAUCAUGCGGAAGAGGGCAAAAAGGCAGCGUGGGCCUUGGUUAGAGCGCCAAAGGUUGCUAUUGGGGAGGAUUUCGAGGUGGAAUUUGUGGAGGGUGGAAAGACCGAGUUGUAG